This is a messenger RNA of Menidia menidia (Atlantic silverside), 867 nucleotides long. NCBI's taxonomy places the organism in Eukaryota, Metazoa, Chordata, Actinopteri, Atheriniformes, Atherinopsidae. The record is from the annotation of a GenBank genome assembly.
AUGAGCAAGCUUUGUAAAGCAGAAGAAUAUGAAUCAUAUGAGAUCGACGAGCAGAGUGAAGACGAGGAGAGAGCUUCGAGCAGUUCAGAGGAUGAAUUAGACGUGCUUCUAAAUGGAACUCCAGAUCAGAAAAAGAAGUUGAUCAGGGAGUAUCUGACAGGGGAAAGUGAGUCAUCCAGCGGAGAUGAGUUUGAAAAAGAAAUGGAGGCAGAACUAUCCAACACCGUCAAAGCUUUGGAGGGGUCCUGGGGUCCAGCAGCAGACCUGUCUGUUGGACCAAGAAGUCAGGAUGGGGAAGGGACUUCUCAUCUUCCAAAGCCUCAAAUGUAUGAUGAUGUUUACUUUGAUUCUGAUUCUGAAGAGGAGGACACACCAAGCAGCUCCACAGGCCAGAGGAAGAGACAGCGUGUCAUUCUAACCAAUGAUGAGCUUUUUUAUGACCCAGAAGGGGAUGAGAGGGACCAGGCCUGGGUAGAUGCUAUAAGAUAUGGAAGUCACAAACAGUCACGUGCUGCACUCCAGUCACAGCCCCAAGAUUUGCCAAAAAGUGAUGCCAUUCUAAACUGUCCUGCCUGCAUGACGACACUCUGUCUGGAUUGUCAGAGGCAUGAAAAGUACCACACUCAGUAUCGAGCCAUGUUUGUGAUGAACUGCACAAUAAAGAGCGAUGAGGUGCUGCGCUACAAAAAUCAGCGCGAGAUGAAACAAAGGAAUAGGAGAAGUAAAAAGAAGAUGGAGGUACAUGGAAGGAUGGAAACAGAGGAAGUUUACCACCCAGUUCAAUGUUCUGAAUGCUCUACAGAGGUGGCAAUGUUUGAUAAAGAAGAGGUCUACCACUUCUUUAAUAUCCUGGCCAGUCACUGCUGA